AUGUCUACUUGCUUAAAUAGUGGAGCAGUUGAAUCUUCAGGUUCUAGGCAAGGUAUGGCAUUAUCAGAAUACGACGAGAUACGUAAACCACAUCCUAUUAAAGGUGGUGAUACAACUGUAUCUAUUGGUUCACGAACAUUAAAAACAGAAUUAACAUGUCCAAUAUGUUUAGAUUUAUUACAGACAACCAUGACAUCAAAAGAAUGCUUACAUCGUUUUUGUGAGCAAUGUAUAACAUUAUGCCUCCAACGUGGAAAUAAAGAAUGUCCUACGUGUAGAAAGAAAUUAGUAUCAAAAAGGAGUUUAAGGAGAGAUGAAAACUUUGAUUCUCUGGUAAAUGCCAUUUUUCCAGAUCGUAGGUUAUUCGAUGAACUACAAAAUGCUGUUAAUGCAAAAUUUGAUGAGAAGGCAAAUUUAGAAGCUUUACAAAAAAGUAUUGCAGAAGGUAUGAAAGCACAAACCGCUGCUAAAAAGAAAGUUAAGUUACAAACAAAUAAUGAAGUUCCAAAAAAAAAGCGUAAAAAUAAUAAAAAAGAUUCUUCUAAUGUGGGUGAAAGUUUGGAUAGUAUAGAAGCAAAUGAAGAAACUGUUAGUAUAGGAGAUUUAUCAGAUGAGGAUAUAUCAUCAAUAAGUAGUUGUAGUACUGAUUCAAGUGAUUCUUCAACUACUGAUAGUUCAGAGGAAUCUUUGGUGCCUUCAGAGAUGUCUGAUGCAACGUCAACUGCUACAACUUCUGUAUCACAUCCAUCAAUAUCUAGGGAUGGUUCUGCCUCAAGGGAUGUUGAAAGUAACGGUAGAGAAAAAGAUUUUAAAAUGCGGAUGAAUAAAUGGUUAACAGAUUCUAGAGACUCUCCGGCUCGGAGCAAUGAUGGUUCUGGAUCGUCAAAAGAUAAAAUGUUAGAUAAAGAUAAUUUGAUAAAUCGUUUAAAUAAAGAAAAAAUUGAAAUAGAACUCAAACCAAAUGAAAAUUUGUUAGAGGAUAAAAAAACAAAUAAGCAAUUAAAAAGAUCGAGAUUUAUUUGUGUGCAUGGUAAUGUAACUUUUAGUCAUUUACAAAAAUAUCUUCAAAAAAUUUGUGAUACAAGUGAUGAAAUGUAUAAUGGUAAAUUUAAUUUUACAUUAAAUGAUGGAAGUCAAAGAAUUAUUGGACAUCAAGAAACAGUAGCAACAUUAUUAGAAUCAAUUGGACAACAAAAAAGUCACCUAGUAAUUAUUUUUAAUGCUUUGUAA
Strongyloides ratti is the source of this 1230-nucleotide messenger RNA. RefSeq names its product E3 ubiquitin-protein ligase RING1. Gene Ontology annotation, molecular function: chromatin binding; ubiquitin protein ligase activity. Lineage: Eukaryota; Metazoa; Nematoda; Chromadorea; Rhabditida; Strongyloididae. The record is from RefSeq and is a predicted model, not a curated record. The transcript has 2 exons. Gene Ontology annotation, cellular component: PcG protein complex; ubiquitin ligase complex. The coding region runs from base 1 to 1230 and encodes 409 amino acids.